CUGUCCUUUGUAGACAUCUGUUUCACCUCCACCACCAUCCCAAAGAUGCUGUGGAACAUUGAGACCCAGAGCAAACUGAUAACCUAUAAAAGCUGCAUCACUCAAACGUAUUUUUUCAUACUCUUUGUAGGACUGGAUGACUUCCUCCUAACAGUAAUGGCCUAUGACCGCUUUGUGGCCAUCUGUUACCCCCUGAAUUACAAGGUCAUCAUGAGCCUCCAGAUCUGUGGAGUUCUGGUUUUGGUUUCCUGGAUCAUCAGUGUCCUGCAUUCUUUUUUACAAACCUUAAUGGUUUUGCAGCUUUCCUUCUACACACACACAGAAAUCCCUCAUUAUUUCUGUGAACUUAAUCAUUUGCUCCAACUUGCCUGUUCUGAUACCUUUCUUAAUGACAUAGUGAUGUAUUUUGCAGCUCUGCUUCUGGGUGGUGUUCCCCUGGCUGGUAUCUUUUACUCAUACUCUAAGAUAGUGUCUUCCAUACAUGGAAUAUCAUCAGCUCAGGGUAAGUAUAAAGCAUUUUCCACCUGUGCAUCUCAUCUCUCAGUUGUCUUCUUAUCUUAUUGUACGUGCUUAGGAGUAUACCUUAGCUCUGCUGUUACUCACAUCUCACACUCAAGUGCAGCAGCCUCGGUGAUGUACACUGUGGUCACACCCAUGCUGAACCCCUUCAUUUAUAGUCUGAGGAACAAGGACACAAAGAGGGCUCUGAAAAGAUUUGUUGGACUUGAAGCUGCAAAGGGACAAUUGUCCUGGAGUUGA
Molecule: messenger RNA, 759 nt
Organism: Hippopotamus amphibius kiboko
Lineage: Eukaryota; Metazoa; Chordata; Mammalia; Artiodactyla; Hippopotamidae
Product: olfactory receptor 7A10-like
Exons: 1
Biological process (GO): G protein-coupled receptor signaling pathway
Cellular component (GO): membrane
Molecular function (GO): olfactory receptor activity; G protein-coupled receptor activity
Source: RefSeq, a predicted model, not a curated record